GGCUGUAUUCAAAUAUGCAGAUCAGCUGUACAAAACAAGAUGUGUUGGCAAAUCAUUCUGACUGUGUUUAUGCUGUUGGACUUUCUUCAAAUGGCAGUUGCCCAUUGCAUGGUCCAUCAAAUUCUUCCCAGGAACUUUACAUUACCCUGUAUGUUUCUGAAUGAGACAUUCUUGAGUCCUUUCUCUGCUGGAGUUGUAGAGAGCUGGUCUGGUUUGAGAAGAGAGCAUGGAGCAUCCGAAACCAAGCCUCCCUUGCUAAUGAAUGAAGAAAGUUUUCUGUGUUGCCUUUGGAGUGAUAGCAUCAUUGAUUGCUCUUUGUACAGAGCAAGCAUGCAAGCAAGAAGGUUUAUUCCUUCAGAAAUAAAUAUCUCUGCUUCUCAGGAAAUAGAUUCAAAUUGGAACAUUGAAUGUUGGAUUAGAAGCAAGCUGGACCUGUUAGUUUGUAGCCUGCAGUUUUUGAAGUUGCACUUGAGAGCUGACUUGAAGGUUAAUCUUUUAUAUGCUGUAUCAGAGCUGUCUCUGGGAGAUGUAUCGACGAGGUCUCUGAAGGGGCCUGUCACGGUCGCUCGGUGUGAGUGUCGCGAGCCUGACAAGUGCGAGUGCUGCGUGCCCUCCCUGGGACUCAACCACACUUACAUCAUGUGGCUGAAGGUGAUGGUUGGUGUCACACCUCUGUGGUCACCUUUGAUGUCAGUCAAGCCCAUAGACAUAGUAAAGCCUGAACCGCCCGUGAACUUGCAUCUAGAAAUGACAGAGGAAGGUCAAGUGAAGAUCUGCUGGUCCGACCCUGUGCUGAUGCCAUACCCACUUCAGUAUGAAGUGAAGAUCUCUGCAAAUUCAGGUCAAAACAGUUGGCAGAUGGUUCAAGUCGCUCUGGAAACCUCACUGGCCAUAGACAACACACUACUUGAUUCUUCAUACUUAGUUCAAGUGCGGUGCAGGAACCGUCACGGUGCAGGGUUCUGGAGUGACUGGAGCACCCCGGGUAAUCUCAAUUUGGGAGCUGAAGUCCUGUACUUCCCUCCUAAGAUACUGAGCAGUGUUGGUUCUAAUGUUUCCUUUUAUUGCAUCUAUAAAAACAAAACCAAGAUUGUAGUGUCCAAGAAGAUUGUUUGGUGGCUGAAUUUAGCAGAGGAAAUCCCAGAAAAUGUGAAUAUCAAUAUCACAUGUGAAACGGAUGGGUACUUAACUAAAAUGACUUGCAGAUGGUCUGCAAACCCAAACACACUGCUCCUGGGGAGUUCCUUGCAGUUAAGGUACCACAGGAGCAGAAUUUAUUGUUCUGACUUUCCAAGUACUUCUCCAAAAUCAGAGGUGAAAGAAUGCCAUUUACAGAAGAAUCAUUCUUAUGAGUGCACAUUUCAGCCUAUUUUUCUUUUAUCUGGAUAUACCAUGUGGAUAGAGUUUAAGCACUUCCUUGGAACACUCGAAUCCUCACCAACUUGUGUCGUUCCAGCAGAUGUGGUGAAGCCGCUUCCCCCCUCCAACGUUAAAGCCGAAAUCACCAGGAAUGUUGGGCUGCUGAAUGUGAGCUGGACAAACCCAGUAUUUACAAACAAUGAUCUUACAUUUCAGAUUCGGUAUGCUGUGAACAGGAAAGCAAUGACAUGGGAGCUUUAUGAAGUUUCCAGUGCACCAACAAGAUCAGCUGUGAUAAAAGUUCAGAAGCUUUGUGUUGAGUAUGUUGUGCAGGUGCGGUGCAGAGAACUCGAUGGGUCGGGUUACUGGAGCAACUGGAGCAGCUCAGCCCACACGCUUGUUAAAGAUAUCAAAGCUCCCUUACAAGGCCCUGAAUUUUGGAGAAUUAUUGUUGAAGACCCAGCAAGGAGGCAGAAGAACGUUACGCUCCUGUGGAAGCCCCUGAUGAAGAAUCGCUCCUUGUGCAGUGUGAGCCGAUACGUUAUAAAGCAUCGGACACCAGGAAACACCACGUGGUCAGAAUAUGUUGAUAAUGGCACUACCUCUUUGUUUCCGUGGACUGAACACACACAUACCGUUACCGUGUUAGCCAUGAAUUCAAUCGGAGUUUCUUCAGUUAAUUUUGAUUUAACUCUAUCACAGCAAAUGAGCACAGUGAACGCGGUGCAGUCGCUUAGCGCUUACCCAGUGAACAGCACUUGUGUGAUUUUGAUUUGGACGCUUUCACCUCAGAUGUAUGUGAUAACAUCUUUUAUUAUUGAAUGGAAGAACCUUAACAAAGAAGAGGAGAUGAAAUGGGUGCGAGUUCCUCCAAAUAUUAGUAAAUAUUAUAUUUACGAUCACUUUAUUCUGAUUGAGAAGUACCAGUUCAGCCUGUACCCUGUGUUUGCUGGAGGAGUCGGCAAAGCCAGAGCGACGGAUCACUUUACCAAAGGUGGAUAUGAAAAUGAGAAUAACGCCAGCCUGUAUGUGGUUCUGCCGAUAAUAAUUUCCACCUCAGUUUUGUUGCUUGGAGCAUUGCUGGUUUCGCACCAAAGAAUGAAGAAGCUGUUUUGGGAAGAUGUUCCGAACCCCAAGAAUUGCUCCUGGGCUCAAGAAGUUAAUUUUCAGAAGCCUGAAACUUUUGAGCAUCUUUUAAUCAAGCACCCCGAAGCAAUGUCAUUUGAGCCUCUUCUUCUGGAACCAGAAAUAGUGCUGGAAGACAUCAGUGUUACUAAAGCGUUGAAAAAAGAAGACACGCAAGAUUUUUUAGUAAUUGAUUCAAUGUUUACAAAAAUGCAGGACUCUGAACGCGACUCUGCUUGCUCUAGCAGCCGUUUCAAUAGUAGCAGCUUCUCUGAGAGCUCCCGUGAUGACCAACCCGGUGGAGAAAGCACCCGGCAGGCCGAUAUUAAAUACGCUACUAUUGUCAGUAACUCCAGAUCAGGUGGGCUCUAUGAACAGCAAGUGAAUUUGGGAAGUUGUUUUGAGAGGUGCUGCUUAGCCGAAGAGUCCUUAGUCCCAGGUGCCUUCGCCAGUAGCUCCUGGGAGGCGGGAAACGGGGCACUCCUCAUCCUACCCGACCCGCCCGGCAGGCCGCCCAGCAAGACUCUUUCCCUUAUUUCUUCAGAAGGAUUUUCAGAGCCUUCAGAUCAGGAUGACGCUUUCACAGACAGAGGUAGUCCUGAGCGGAGCCUGUGUUACCUAGGGAUAGCAUCGCUGGAGAAAAGAGAAAAUGACCUUUUUUUAACCGAAAGCUCCGGGGUGAUGUGUCAGUUCCGUACAGCCGAUCUACUCAAAGAUGUGGGGUUUCUUCAGCACGUGCCGCCGAAUUUAAACGUGCUUGUCCAAAGCAGCCUUCAGUACAAAGCCAUCGUGCCGUAUGUGCCGCAGUUUCAGAUGGCUGCUGCCAAGGUGCAAGAGACCACAGAGAAAAACUCUUAAGUCAUCACACCGUCAUUUGAUACGCUUAAUGGGUUUUUAGGUGUUGAUACUUUCCCUUGUUUUUCCCCUCUCCUGACUUCUUUCAGGAGCCGCUCCUGUUUUGAAGCUGGGUAACUGGUUCUCUAUUGGAGUACCGGGAUUUUAGGAGGAAGAAAUUCCCUUUCUUGACCCGAUGUUCAAACGCGGGGCCUUCCUUUAGAGAUUUGCCGGUGUUCAGAUUAGCCUCUGGUGCCAAAUGACCUGUUGUUGACGCCUGUCAGGUAUGUCAGAGCUCCCCCGUGGAGACCUGCACUUGAAAUUGGACUCGGCGCCAUUCGGGUGGGAUGCGACCCCGGCAGCUCCUCGAGCCUGGGGAGCCGGCUGCCGCGGCGUUGGUCCGCGGGCAGGGCACAGCAGCACCUUCCAGGUGUCCUCGGCGAUGACAAGAGACUCUCCCUCCAGCUGAGGAGAGGUGGAGGAGACGGGGUCGAGGGCUGGGAAGGAUUCCAGCGCUGCACACCAAAGGAGCACGUUUCCUUUCCUACACAUCUACUGAAUGGCCCUUUGCAGUCCCGGGGGGGGCGUCGCAUCCUGUUCUGUAGCUGCGGGCUUCUUUCAAUUUAGUGUUGGCCAGCAGGACUGUGUUUUCCACAGGGGUGAGCACAGGGAGGCUGCUGGUGGCACAGACCCCCACGCACAUUUCUUCUCUCUGUUCAGGAGCAAAGUAUCUCUUCAGCCGCGUCAGCAAACUGUCUUGAAAGAGCUUGUUCUUGUUUUAGGGUUUGCUUAGGGACCCCAAGGGCAAGAUAGAAAGGAGCGACCUAAUAUGUAGAUUGAAAUAUGUACGUGUGGUGUUUUUUGUGGGGGAAAAAGUUCGAAUGUGUCAUUUCCCUGGGGAUGAUUUGGGACACCGAGUGCUGCAGAGUUGACCUGGAUGUGCUGCAGCCACCGGCGGCUCAAAGCGAGCCAGGCUGUGGGACGUGGGUAUCCACUGGAACUGGUGGUCACUGUACAAAUAGCAAAUAUUAAAUAUAUUUGUUAGGCUUUUUUUUUUUUCCCCCUCCAAAAUCCUGAUGUAUUUACUGCUUAGCUGACACCUGUGUUAAAUUGAGCCUGUGAGUGCACAGAUGGUCCAUGUGAAAAAGCCGCCGGAACGCUGUAUUUCUGUUGUUGAAAGGGAGGCCCUGACCAAUGAUGGCAAAUCUGUGGCUGCUGUUACAGGGUCUCUUUUAAAGCAAAUUGAAAAUAUUCCUCGGUAGCAUCAAAGAGCUGUAAAAGAAGCUGUGAGGUCAGAGACGUGUGCUGAACGGUGCCUCAGGGUAUAAACCACUCCCUAGAGACGUAAAGGUUCCAGUAGCUAAAGACUUAAUGGCACUGCAGGAAGAGGAAGGGAAUCAAAAUUCUUGCGGCUACAUUAAUUGUGGGGUGUUAAUCACACAAAAUGAUGUACUUGGAAGUAAAACGGCCACGUUUUUGUUGUUGAACAUGAGAUUCUAGUACAAAAGGUACUGCCGCAAAGCCAACAUCUCUUCCAAAGGCCUUUCCGAAGAGCCCACAGUAGGAAAGGCAGUAACUGGAUGCAGGGAUCCCGUAGUUUUGAUCUUCAGUGUGUGCUAGCCUGUCUGUAUGGACUUGGAGAAGUUGAUUUGCCUUCAGGAGCCCGGCUCUGCUCAGCUGAAAAGCUUCACAUGGGAGGAAAACUAGAUCUUGUAUCUCAGCUGUAUUUUCUGGGAUAAGCAGGUAAAGAAACCCACACGUACUUGCAAGCCAAAUAUAUUUUUUCUACUUCAUAGUUAGGAAAUAUUUUUGUACACGUGCCUUUUCAAAGGACUAUUUUGGGGAGCUAAGAAAGAUGAAUAUAUUGUGCAUUCCAAAGCUAAAUUCCUGUAAAACUUAUACAGACAAUUAAAAGGGCAAACCCCAUCAACAAUAGUAAAUGGUAGGGGUGGAAACACUUGAAUAUUAAUGAUAAGAAAUCCCAUGGAGCCAAAGGGACCGAAGCAAGUGUAGAUCUGCACUUUGAGCUUAAGCCAAGCUUUACAAAAAACCCCACUGCUUUUUCUCAAACAAGCUGCCAGCCGGGCUCUUGCUCUGGGGGUCUCUGUUUCUGCAUAUUGAAUAUGACACAAAUCUCAUGUACUUGUUUCAAAAA
Molecule: messenger RNA, 5473 nt
Organism: Tyto alba (common barn owl)
Lineage: Eukaryota; Metazoa; Chordata; Aves; Strigiformes; Tytonidae
Gene: LEPR
Product: leptin receptor
Exons: 19
Coding region: 40-3342 (1100 amino acids)
Biological process (GO): cytokine-mediated signaling pathway
Cellular component (GO): membrane; external side of plasma membrane
Molecular function (GO): cytokine receptor activity; protein binding
Source: RefSeq, a predicted model, not a curated record